GGGUUAGGCGUAGGAGGGAUUGUCAUCACAGUUCCAGCUUCCAACAGUAGGAGAUGGGUAAUUGGGCUGGUGGCAAUGGCCUAUCGGAUCAGGGGCACCGAUGAGGCGUUGAGCUCAGAACAGUGGGCUUGUAACCAAGCGGCCCAUAACACGCUUAUAUCCACAG
Molecule: messenger RNA, 166 nt
Organism: Ilex paraguariensis (yerba mate)
Lineage: Eukaryota; Viridiplantae; Streptophyta; Magnoliopsida; Aquifoliales; Aquifoliaceae
Source: the annotation of a GenBank genome assembly